AUGGAAAAGUACGAGGCGGCACCUGUUGAGCUCCUAGCAUCUAAAAUAUCGGUAUGGUGGGACAUCACCAGCUGUCCGGUUCCCGAAGGUUAUGAUCCUCGUCUUGUCCGUAAGACUAUAGAAUCAAAGUUAAAGAAGACAUGCUACAGUGGUCCUCUCACCAUCACUUCCCUUGAUGCAAGAAUGGGCAAGAAAAUUCAGGAGGAUGAGCUGGAUGAUUUCAAUGUUGAACCUGUUGGUAUUGUUUGCAGAGGAACGCUCAAGAUCAAGGCACCUAACAACGCUAUAUUAUGCAAAGAUUCAGCAUCAAGAUCUUAUGUGGGUUCAGCUCUAGUUUCUGAGGCUUUGGCAGUAAGGAACGCUCUUCGAGCAGCAGCAGCUUUGGGACUAACCACCCUCAAUUUAUUCUCGGACUCCCUAGUCCUCAUCUCCACCCUCCUUUCAGGGUCUGAUCUGAAUGAGAUUGUGGGUCUCCUGGUUGACCUCAGGAACCUUGCCUCUCUCUUCAAUCACUUAUCUUUCUCUCAUGUUUCUCCUACUUGUAAUGUAAUGGCAGACUCCUUAGCCAAAUCAGCUCUAGCAAGGCUGAUGGCAGACAAUGCUCUCUUUAGAGCCUAG
Brassica napus (rape) is the source of this 618-nucleotide messenger RNA. RefSeq lists its product as uncharacterized. The coding region runs from base 1 to 618 and encodes 205 amino acids. The transcript is spliced from 3 exons. NCBI's taxonomy places the organism in Eukaryota, Viridiplantae, Streptophyta, Magnoliopsida, Brassicales, Brassicaceae. The record is from RefSeq and is a predicted model, not a curated record. Gene Ontology annotation, molecular function: nucleic acid binding; RNA-DNA hybrid ribonuclease activity.